GUGUUUGGGAAAUUGACUUUUUUUCGUGACGUAUGCAAGUGUCCAUCCAAUGCUUCAGAAGCCAUUGGGAGCAUAUUUAAAGGACAAUAAUCAUAUAAAAAUCCAUUUCUCGAAUUCUGAAGAUCCAGCACUUAAUCUAUACACUACAGUUAUGUUUUAAUCGAUCCCCGUCAUUUAAAAAUUAUAAAAACAAUCUAUUAGUAGACAAAAAGCGUUUUAGUAAACCUCACCUCAAUCCUUCGUGUUCUUUGACGUCACCAAUUGGUGUGCACAUGCGCUCAUUAGUUAAACCGCCGCCAUAUUUGUAGACAAACAAGCAUCAGUCGUUCAUUGAUUUUCUGUUUAUUUGUUACUGUUUUACAUUGUUGUUAUAGUUGAUUGUUUAGUGGACGUUGUUGUUAUGUCGAGCUUGUACAGGGAUUCUCUGGAAUCGGAUGUACAGCGCCGCUAUGACGAGAAAAUUAGGGAUAUCGGCGGAUUGGAUCCAUAUUGCAUUGCAAAGAAAGACCUAGACAAAGACAAGAAAUCCUGGCCUCAUGUAACCACCGUUGAUCUAGUGGACUUUUUGAUAUUUAGGAAGUCUUACUAUACAACAGAUGAACUCCGAAGCUACAAAUCUCUGGAGGCAUAUAAACUUUUCCAGGACGGAUGGAUCAAGGAAAUCCUGCACAAAGAAAUCAACUCAUUUCAUCUCCUCAAAGCUAAGGUCUAUCAUUCAAUGCGUAUCAGGGAGAAACCGUUGGAGCCCUGGGUGAUUGUUAGCAACAAAGGGGACAUAAGGAGUGGUCACUGCACCUGCAUGGCUGGACUGGGGGAAGCCUGUAGCCAUAUAGCCACUUUGUUGUUUGCAGCAGAAACUUGGACAAAAAUCAGACAAGAGGCAUCAGUUACAGACGUGCCUGCCUACUGGAUGAUGCCGUCGUCAACUCAGUUGGAGCACCCACACAAACGGAUAAGGAAUAUAGACUUUCAGUCAGCGUCCAAAAAAAGGAAAACCAGCGAAACUUGCACAAAUGAGCCCAACAUGAACAACUUCUCUUCUCCAACUAAACAGGAGAUGGCAAGUGCAUACCAGCGCCUGCACCGAAAUGGAAAAGGGGCUGCAGUUUUAGCAACCACAGAAGGAUAUGCUCAACACUUUGAGCCCAAGACAGUUACAGGAGACUGGCCCAUUGACAUGAAAACUGUCCAUAAUGAAGACCUCCUAGAUGCCGAAUUAGAUGAUGUGUUGACACAUGUAGAUAGCAUAGACAUUAGUGUCACUUCAGCUCAAGCUGCAUUCGUAGAGGCAGAGACACGCAAACAGGCCAGGUCUAAAAAGUGGCUGAAAUACAGGGUUGGCCGCAUCACAGCCUCCAAGACUUAUCAAGUGACUCACACCAGCACUGAAACACCAUCAAAGUCGAUUUACAAGUCUAUCUGCCAGCCAUUGCAGGUCAGCAGUGCAGCACUGGAGUGGGGAAAGAAGAAGGAGCCGGUAGCUAAGAAAGAUUAUCUCAGUUUGGCACGGAAUAACCACCAGGGUUUUUCAAUGCUGGAAAGUGGUCUUUUGCUGAACCCGGACCAUCCAGAAUUUGGAGCGUCUCCAGACGGCCUCAUCAACUGUUCUUGCUGCGGCUCUGGGGUGUUAGAAAUUAAAUGCCCCUACAACAUGAGGGACAGCGGUACUAUUGAAAUGCCUUAUUUGGUAAAUGGAAAAUUGAAAAGGGAAUCUGGAUAUUAUUAUCAAGUACAGACACAGUUGUUCAUGGCAGACCGCCAGUAUUGUGAUUUUUUUGUAUGGAGCCCUUUUGCCCAUCAUCUGGAAAGAAUUUACCAAGAUAAAGAACUGUGGUCCAUCAUCUGUCAUAAGGGGCAGGAAUUUCAUAGAAAUGUUAUUAUGCCAGAGUUGGUAUGUGGGUUUUUUUCCCGCAGGAUAUCCACCAAGGAAUUGCCCACAUAUUGUGUUUGUGGUGGUGUCGAUGAUGGCCGUCGAAUGAUAGCCUGUGAUGAUGACAGUUGUGACAUUGUUUGGUACCACAUGUCAUGUAUAAAUAUGAAAAGGGCCCCUGGAAAGGGGAAGAAAUGGUUUUGCAGCAAAUGCACUUAGGAAUCCCAAAUAAAAUUGUCAUUAUUUUCCCAACUCUGAAUGUAUAACAGUAUCAGUCUCAACAUGGGUGUCUCAUUUUGUUGUGAUGUAGUGUGCAAU
Messenger RNA from Lingula anatina, 2188 nucleotides. RefSeq lists its product as uncharacterized. NCBI's taxonomy places the organism in Eukaryota, Metazoa, Brachiopoda, Lingulata, Lingulida, Lingulidae. The record is from RefSeq and is a predicted model, not a curated record.